AUGCGUUGCGUGACCUUCCCUUUCGCCCUCUUUGUUUGGAUAGUCUUCACGAAAUUGUGUGGAGCUUGGACUCCCCUCCAAAAUGCCUUCAAUGACCGGCCUGCUACAGCAAGCGAGAGUGUACACGAAGCUCUCGUAAAGGCUGCAAUCAUCCCCGAUAUCCUCGAUGAUUUCCAACCAUCAGUCUACGUCACGCUCUCCUACGCAUCAAGACACAAGACUGUAGAUCUGGGAAACAAAAUCAAGCCAAAGAAAGUCACUUUCCCACCAGUCUUCAACAUCGACGCUUCGGCCAUGGCCCCAACUCGCACUCUCAGAAGCAAUACCACGUAUACUCUCGUCUUAUCUGACCCUGAUGCGACAUCCCGGGCGGAGCCCGUAAUGGCGCAGAUGUGCCAUUGGAUUGUCACAAAUUUGACCUUGCCGUUUCAGUCUCCCAACUCUGACAGGGCUCUCGACUGGCUUUCGUCGUUCUUUUACACGGAAGAACCGGAGGAUAUUAGCGUUCAAGAGAUCAUGCCUUAUUUACCACCGACACCACCGCCGGAGACGGGGUAUCACCGCUAUGUCUUUAUUUUGCUAGCGCCGGCAACGGAGAAAGACAUACAAGGAGAGCUCACAAAACCAAAGGAUAGGCCGCAUUGGGGUUACGGGAAGGUCGGCGCAGGAGUCAGAGAGUGGGCAGAUGAGAACAAUUUGGUGGCUGUUGGUGCCAAUUUCUUCUAUUCCAAAGACAAGAAACAAUAA
This is a messenger RNA of Letharia columbiana, 747 nucleotides long. RefSeq lists its product as uncharacterized. Bases 1 to 747 code for a protein of 248 amino acids. The record is from RefSeq and is a predicted model, not a curated record. Lineage: Eukaryota; Fungi; Ascomycota; Lecanoromycetes; Lecanorales; Parmeliaceae. Gene Ontology annotation, molecular function: peptidase inhibitor activity; phospholipid binding. Gene Ontology annotation, biological process: regulation of proteolysis; regulation of Ras protein signal transduction. The transcript has 3 exons.